Penicillium alfredii is the source of this 1020-nucleotide messenger RNA. RefSeq lists its product as uncharacterized. The transcript is spliced from 2 exons. Lineage: Eukaryota; Fungi; Ascomycota; Eurotiomycetes; Eurotiales; Aspergillaceae. Gene Ontology annotation, biological process: lipid metabolic process. The record is from RefSeq and is a predicted model, not a curated record. Gene Ontology annotation, molecular function: phosphoric diester hydrolase activity. The coding region runs from base 1 to 1020 and encodes 339 amino acids.
AUGGCCUCCAUCCAACAGGGACUAACGCGAGCUCUGCUCGCCAUCCUUCUGCUCCUCCAGCCCGGAUUCGCACUCCCACGAGCAGGAGGGGUUCAAGCCCGAGCACCUGCAUCCACCUCGACCUCAUCAUCCCCAACCCCAGCCCCGUCUACAUCGAGGACUGCGUCGAGUGCAGCAACAAAAACCUGCAACGGCCGCUCAGAAUACUGCAACCGAUCCUACUCGAACGUCACCUUCGUAGGAUCGCAUGACUCAGCCUUUGUCGGAUCUCUGCCGCAGCAGAACCAGAACAUUGAUAUCAAGGCCCAGCUCGACAUGGGCAUCCGAUACCUGCAGACGCAGACGCACCAUUCGAUAUUGGACGACGACACCCUGGAACUGUGCCAUACGUCCUGCUUCCUCAAAGAUGCAGGCACCCUCAAAUCAUAUCUGGGUACCGUCAAGGACUGGCUGGACGACAACCCGGACGAGGUGGUCACUCUCCUCCUGACCAACGGUGACUCGGUCUCGAUCACUGAUUUCGGGGACACGUUUAAGAGCAGCAGGAUUGACAAGUACGCAUUUGUGCCGUCGUCAAGCCCGGACAAGCUAUCGAUGGAUGACUGGCCCACGCUGGGGGAUUUGAUAUCCAGCGGCAAGCGGUUAGUCGUGUUUUUGGACUACGGCGCCGACACCACCAAAGUAAACUACAUUCUCGACGAAUUCACCUACUACUUCGAAACCCCCUACGACGUAACCGACUCCUCAUUCCCAGACUGCAAAAUCGACCGGCCCUCCGGUGCCUCCGCCUCGGGCCGCAUGUAUGUCGUCAACCACUUCCUGGACGUGGAUCUCUUCGGUGCCAAAGUGCCGGACCGCGAUCACGCGGCCAAGACCAACGCCGCGACGGGCGACGGGAGUAUCGGGGCGCAGGCGGAUAAGUGCAAGGCGCUGUAUGACCGGGCGCCAAAUGUGGUGUUGGCGGAUUUUGUGGAUCAGGGGGGUGUGAUGGAUGCGCAGAAGGCGCUGAAUGGGUUGUAG